This is a messenger RNA of Humulus lupulus (European hop), 2371 nucleotides long. RefSeq names its product L-type lectin-domain containing receptor kinase IV.1-like. Lineage: Eukaryota; Viridiplantae; Streptophyta; Magnoliopsida; Rosales; Cannabaceae. The record is from RefSeq and is a predicted model, not a curated record. The coding region runs from base 60 to 2081 and encodes 673 amino acids. Gene Ontology annotation, biological process: protein phosphorylation. Gene Ontology annotation, molecular function: protein kinase activity; ATP binding; carbohydrate binding. Gene Ontology annotation, cellular component: plasma membrane. The transcript has a single exon.
AGAAAGGCUUAUAUCAACGUAGAAUCGCAAAGGAAAUGCCAAUAUGACUAGUUUAAGCCAUGUUGUCUAAGCUUCCGAUAUUGCUUCUCUUACUAUUCCUAAGCCUAACCUUAACAGUAGUACCAGCUCCAUCCCAAGAUGAUCAUGGUGAUCUCAGUUUUGUCUUCAAUGGAUUCAAGCCAGCCAACCUGGUCCUCGACGGCUUAGCUGAAAUAACCUCCAAUGGCCUGUUGAAGCUCACGAACGACACGCAACAUCAUAUGGGUCAUGCUUUCUUUCCCAAAUCAGUAACCUUCAAGCCCACCCCGAACAGUACCGUUUCUUCAUUCUCCGCCACAUUCGUCUUCGUCAUCAGAUCGCAGAUUGCUACUCUGAGCGCUCACGGCAUCGUUUUCGCGAUCGCUCCGACGAGAGGUCUUACCGGAGCUCGUGCGAGCACGUACCUUGGCCUUUUUAAUGAAUCCAACAAUGGAAACGCCGCCAACAAAGUCGUUGCCGUCGAGCUCGAUACUAUUAAAAGCGGCGAGUUCGAAGACAUCGACGACAAUCACGUGGGGAUUGACAUUAAUGAUUUAAGGUCGGUUAAAGUUGAACCGGCGAAAUAUUUCGACGAAAAAAAAGGUGGGUUUACGAACUUAUCUCUUAUAAGUGGUAAACCGAUGAAAGUAUGGGUCGAAUACGACGCUGUUAAGAAGCAGAUGGACGUGACUUUAGCUCCGGCUGAAGCUGUGAAACCCCAAAAACCGCUUUUGUCUUUGACCAAAGAUCUUUCGCCGAUCAUCGAUGAUACCAUGUAUAUUGGUUUUUCUUCCUCAACCGGCACUGCUGUAAGUUAUCACUAUAUUCUGGGUUGGAGCUUUAAGAUCAACGGCAAGGCUCAAGAGCUUGAAUUAUCCCAACUCCCGAAGCUGCCUCGGGUCGGACCCAAACCAAAAUCCAAGCUUUUAACAAUUGGGUUACCGGUAAUUUGUUCGAGCUUGGUGGCUCUAGUUAUCUUUGCUUUAGUUCAUUUCAUCAAAGAAAAGAGAAAAUAUGCAGAGGUAAUUGAAGAUUGGGAACAAGAAUAUGGACCCCAUAGGUAUAGAUACAAAGAUUUGUACAUGGCCACGAAUGGUUUCAAGGACAAAGAUUUAUUAGGUGCCGGAGGAUUUGGUAGAGUGUAUAAAGGAGUAUUACCCUCCAAAACAGAGAUCGCUGUUAAAAGAGUCUCUCACAAAUCCAGACAGGGCAUGAGAGAAUUCGUGGCUGAAAUCGCCAGUCUCGGCCGGCUCGGGCACCGAAAUGUGGUGCCGCUUUUGGGCUAUUGUCGCCUGAAAGGUGAGCUUCUUUUAGUCUACCAUUACAUGCCUAAUGGCAGCCUAGACAAGUACCUAUUCGACAAACCAAAAAAGACACUAAAUUGGAACCAAAGAUUUCGGAUCAUAAAGGGAGUUGCCUCGGGUCUGUGCUAUCUUCACCAUCAAUGGGAACAAGUCGUCAUCCACCGUGACGUGAAAGCCAGUAACGUACUACUUGACGGCGAGUUAAACGGCCGGUUAGGAGACUUCGGUUUAGCUAGAUUGUACGACCAUGGAACUGAUCCUCAAACAACGCACGUGGUUGGAACAUUCGGAUACCUAUCCCCGGAGCAUGCCCGAACCGGAAAGGUCACAACAAGCUGCGACGUCUAUGCCUUCGGUGCUUUUUUGCUCGAAGUGGCAUGCGGACGACGACCCAUUGAAGGGAGAGGAACGACAGAGGAGGAGCUGGUUUUGGUGGACUGGGUUUUUUCGUGUUGGUGCAGAGGGCAGAUUAUCGAUGCCUUGGAUUCGAACCUGAUAGAAUCAGAUUCUGCCAGAGUUGGAGUCGUACCAGAGGAAGCAGAGUUGGUAUUGAAACUUGGGUUGUUCUGUUCACAUUCGGAACCGGAGAUGAGACCGAGCAUGAGGGAAGUGGUGUCGUUUUUAGAGAGAGAUGUGCCGUUGCCAGACCUGUCGACGAUGGGAUUGACUUUUGGGCAUAGAAAUGGGUUCGAUGAGUUUGCGAUGUCGUAUCUGUCGUCGUCAUCUGUGGUCGAGUCAGUCCUCUCUGGUGGCCGUUGAAUCUGAAUUUUAAUGCGUGAACUGUGUGAGAACCGAUUUGGCUGUCUUUCACAGUACAUUGUUAAAAGGUAAAAUACAAUCAAUAUACAUUGCUAGCUUUCUAGGAUGAUAAUGAUUAACAAAUGUUUUUGUUUUAAUAGUACAUUUGUUGUUACUUUGUUUAGUUUUUGUCAAUAGUGAAAUUUUGAACCAUAAAUUAAUUAAUUUAUUAAGAGUAUGUCUCGCAUGCGUAUGCAUUACUUGGAAUGGAAUCUAAACAAAUACAAUGAUAUUUUUGGGUAUGGUUUUUA